UUUCUCCACCAGAGGGAUGAUGAUACAUGGAACGGAAAAGCUGGAAUAUAAUGAUUUGACAGAAACUUUUGUUUUUAGUUUGAAAAUGUAAUUUUUAGUUGCUUCUUUUUUCUUAUGUCGAAGAUGAAAGAGGAAGACGCUCUUUUCGAGUUCCGUUCGCAAAUAAUGGCGAUCAGAUUACUAGGAAAACAGAUGAAUAUAGACGACAACACUAUAAACGAGUGUUUAUCUGACGUUUUCGAUUACACAAGAACGUCUACGAAACGUUUUUCUUUACCAUUCGGACUGUUCCGUUCCGUUUUUACUUUUUUAUCGAUUUUAAUUAAAACUCUUCUCUUCUUGGUCGUACUUUAUGCUUUUGCAUCGUUUCACAAUCCGACUCACAAAUUGAUCAUGAGGAAUUCGCAAAAUCUCAUCUAUCCUUUGAUGAGAUCUAUCAGACUCUCCACUUUGCACUUAAUUACAAAAUAUGGAUCGAUUACAGAAUGGCACGAAGAGGAAUGUCUGUUGCCGAAUCCGUUUUACGAAGAGCCCGUUCUUGACUGCUGGCCCUGCGAAGAUGUGAGAACGCUGGUGGACCUGACGGGACUGAGGAACUACACGGCGGCGUAUUGUUCGAACGAGAAACCGUUCGUCGUGAAGGACGUGGUGGAUUUCAAUGUGACGUUGGAUCUUCUCCGAGGAAUGUACCGUAACCGUUGGGAGGAGUUAGAAAAGGGUACAGCCAUGUACAUUUCCAACGAUCCCCGUGUGGACAGACUUCAAAAACUGUGGUUAAAUGGCUCCUCUGCAUUUGAAAAUCCAAAUUUGCAUGUUAUGUGGAAAAUUAAUAGAGUUUUAGCUGCACAAGUAAUACGCAAGAUAUUUAAAAGACCGUAUUUUGUUCCAAACAACAGUGAAGUUGCAUUACAAAAGUUUUUAUGUAUAGACGGUCCCGAAUCUCCACAGUAUAAUUUGCCCAUUACAGACUUUGCCGACGUUUGGGUAAUGCAAGGUCAAGGAUCUCGCAUACUGGUUUUGGAUCCCUCGCCUCCGUGCAACGAAAAUUGUUCUUCGGUUUCGAUACUUUUAAAUCCAGGAAAUAUUUUAUAUUAUAACUGGCAGUUCUGGAGACCACGAUCUUUUCCAUCGAGACUGUCGAAAGAACCAAGUAUCACUUUCAUAGGAUCCUUUUAUUAAACAGUUGGAAAUA
Messenger RNA from Centruroides sculpturatus (bark scorpion), 1192 nucleotides. RefSeq lists its product as uncharacterized. The record is from RefSeq and is a predicted model, not a curated record. The coding region runs from base 115 to 1179 and encodes 354 amino acids. NCBI's taxonomy places the organism in Eukaryota, Metazoa, Arthropoda, Arachnida, Scorpiones, Buthidae. The transcript has 6 exons.